Molecule: messenger RNA, 1049 nt
Organism: Mucor mucedo
Lineage: Eukaryota; Fungi; Mucoromycota; Mucoromycetes; Mucorales; Mucoraceae
Product: ubiquitin-conjugating enzyme/RWD-like protein
Exons: 6
Coding region: 196-798 (200 amino acids)
Biological process (GO): protein polyubiquitination
Cellular component (GO): nucleus
Molecular function (GO): ubiquitin conjugating enzyme activity
Source: RefSeq, a predicted model, not a curated record
UUUUUUCAUCGCCUUGUUCUAUGAGCUUUUGUCACUAUUUGAACAAGGAAAGGGGUGACCAAUCACAUUACGCGUCACUGUCUUCCCUGUUUUUUUUUGACGCAGCCAAAAAAAAAAAUUUGCGAAUGGGAAAAUAAAUCUAAUUUACGUUUUUUUUUUUUUCUCAUUCAAAAAGAAGAUCAUUGCAAUCACAACAUGAGUUCUACACGUUCUACUCGUAGUAAAAAGGCCCCUGAAGCCUCUACUUCUACCACGUCUACUACUGUAACUCCUAUGCCUGUUGAACCCACACCUGCCCCUCUUCCUGCCAAAAAGAAGGUAGUGAAGAAGACCACUUUCGGAAAGGGACUUUCCAGCAGUGCCAAAAGAAUCUCCAAGGAAUUAGCAGAGAUCUCUCUUGAUCCUCCUUCCAACUGCAGUGCUGGACCUAAAGGCGAUGAUUUAUUUGACUGGGUUUCUACAAUCUCUGGACCAAGCGACUCACCCUAUGCUGGCGGUAUUUUCUUUUUAGAUGUUCAUUUCCCUGAAGAAUACCCCUUCAAGCCUCCCAAGAUUGUAUUUAGAACUAGAAUUUAUCAUUGUAACAUCAAUAGUCAGGGAGCUAUUUGUCUUGAUAUACUCAAAGAUAAUUGGUCACCUGCAUUAACCAUCUCUAAAGUCUUGUUGUCUAUUUGUUCCUUAUUGACUGAUGCUAAUCCUCAUGAUCCAUUAGUGGGAUCCAUUGCCCAGGAAUAUUUGACAAACAGAGAAGAACAUGAUAGCAUAGCACGUGAAUGGACUAAAAGAUAUGCCUGUUAAAAAAAAAAGAGAGAGCAAAAGUCACCCCCCAUAGCAAAUUACAUAACACAACAUCACACAAUAAAAACUUUAUAUUGAAAUAUUAGAUCUCCCCUCAAUCAGUCCACAAUGUAAAAAAGAAGUCUUUUGUAACAAUUUAGAUAAAAUAGAUUGUGACAAAGCGGAAUGUUAAAAAGCAUAUCAAUUAUCAGCAACCAUCAUUUAAUCUUUUGACGCAUCAAUAGAACGGCACUUGAAAAAAUAAAGUAAAG